Molecule: messenger RNA, 1324 nt
Organism: Metopolophium dirhodum (rose-grain aphid)
Lineage: Eukaryota; Metazoa; Arthropoda; Insecta; Hemiptera; Aphididae
Product: cyclin-dependent kinase 20-like
Exons: 5
Coding region: 86-1108 (340 amino acids)
Biological process (GO): protein phosphorylation
Cellular component (GO): nucleus
Molecular function (GO): cyclin-dependent protein serine/threonine kinase activity; ATP binding
Source: RefSeq, a predicted model, not a curated record
UUGCAGCCAUUAUAAGACUUGUAUAUAUUUUUAAUAGUGCAAUCCGACGCGACUUCAUAGUUACAUCUAAAUAUUUCAAUCAUCGAUGGAAAGUUAUAAGAUCUUGGAACGGAUCGGGGAAGGAACUCACGGACAAGUGGUUCAAGCCAUGGAACGGUCCACUGGUCAAACAGUGGCUAUUAAGUGCGUACGUUCAUCGGACAAAGCGUCAAAGAACUUGCUGCGCGAAAUCGAAUCACUGAAAGCGCUGGAUUCCGAUUACGUCGUAAAGUUGUUGGAUCAUUUCUGUCACAGUUUCAGUUUGUAUUUGGUACUCGAGUUCGUGGCGUCCGGUUUGCCAGAGAUGUUGUACGAUGACGACAUACGGCUCGACGAUUUUCAUCUGAAAACUUACGCUCGUAUGCUCCUCGCCGGUGUAGUGCACAUGCAUGCCACCAAUAUCGUGCACAGGGAUCUGAAACCGGCGAAUUUACUGAUAAGUUCCGAAGGCGUGUUGAAAAUAGCGGAUUUUAGCUUGAGCCGUCUGCUGCUGACGACCGAUGUAGCCGACGAUGAUCAAAGCAACCGAUGUUACACAGGCCAAGUAGCGACGCGCCGAUACCGAGCACCCGAACUCUUGUUUGGCUCUGUCCACUACGACCAGUCAAUCGAUAUGUGGUCUGUCGGUUGCAUUUUAGCAGAGAUGCAAAUGAAAACACCUUUAUUCUCGGGAGAUUCUGACAUGGAACAGAUUGCAAUCGUUGUACAUAAUUUAGGGACUCCAACCGACGAAACAUGGCCAAAUAGGAAUGAAAUGCCAGAUUAUAAUAAACUGAAGUUUACACACUGUAAUCCAGUACCAACAAAUGUAUUGUUGCCUGAUAUUGAUGAAUUGUUAGUUGAUCUAGUGGGAAAAUUAAUUUUAUACAACGCUGGUAAAAGAUUAAAUGCACAAGAGGCGUUACUGCAUCCUUAUUUUUUUAACGAACCGUUGCCAUGUUUAGAACAUCUAAUGCCAAAACCACCAAAAGAUCAUAGACAAAAACUUUUACCCAAACCAACCGAAGUGAUUGAAAGUUUGGAUAAAAAUUUUAGUUGUUUAUAUACAAUACUUGAUGAGACGUUGUAAGUUUGUAAUUGCCUACAUAAUGUUUUUUUUUGGAACAUUAAAUUAAUAUAUUAAAACUAAAAAAAAAAAUCAUUUCAGAGUAGUUAUUAUUUUAUUAUUACACAUUAUUAUUUAUUACACAUUAGAAAAAUAUAAAUGCAAAUUAUUUAUUAAAAUAUAGAAAGAAAUAAGAAAACUAAAAAAUAAAAAAUAAAAUGGUUAAUAAUAAUAAAUAAA